GUCUGUUUUCAAGUUCUACCGUAGUAGAAAAUAAAAACUGUAAUUUUUGGAGGGAAGAAUAUUUUCUCCCAACCUUAAAUUAAAAUACUAGUUAUGUAUUUUUUAAAUUAUUUAUGACAGUAACAUAUAUUUAUUUAGAGAAAAAAUGGAAGAUAUUAAUAAAUUAAAACGAUCAUUAUUUAUUUUAAAUAAAAGUAUCACCGAAUUCCCAGUUGCUGCAGUAACUCUCGAUGAUUAUAAGCCAAUUGAUGAAAAAAUUCGUGAGUUACGAGAAUCACUAAAAUGUUUAACUGCUAGAGUUAAAACAUUAAAAAUAAAAAUGAAUUUGUAUUCAACAGAAACUCCAACAGAAGAAGAAGCACCGGCGCUGGUUAAAAAUUUACAAAAUCAUAUAACACAUUGUGUUAUUAAUGAUAACGCAGUGACAGCUUGUUAUCAGUCUUAUGCUGUCCAGCGAGCAUUGUAUAAUAAAAAUAUCGAUCCUGAUAUUCACAAAAAAGUUAAAUUACUUAUGAGUAGUAUAUAUAAUUUUAAUGAUUCAAUGCUCAAGUACAAAACACAAUUAUCUGGUAAUUUACUGGAUGAAGAAUUAAAUUUGAAAGACGAGUUAUAUCAGAUGCUGAUAGAUUAUAAUGAAUUUUUAAAAAUAAAAGAAGGCAUUCGUAAUAAAAAAUUGGCUGAAUCAAAUCCAGAGGUUGCUGAAAAAAAAGCUAAAGCGUUGAAAUUAAUAACUAAAAUAAAUAUGAUGAAACGAUUAAUAUCAAAUUUUAUCAGUGUGGCUUCGUCAUUGAUUAGAGAAAACCCAGAACUUAAAGAUAUUUUAAAACGGCACAGAGAUUUGAUUGAUUUAGAUAUAAUUAUUGAUACAAAACAUCACGAUCGGGUUGAAGAACCUGAAGAUUAA
Molecule: messenger RNA, 904 nt
Organism: Microplitis demolitor
Lineage: Eukaryota; Metazoa; Arthropoda; Insecta; Hymenoptera; Braconidae
Exons: 4
Coding region: 146-904 (252 amino acids)
Source: RefSeq, a predicted model, not a curated record